AUGUUUAUCUCUACAGAUGUAAAGUUACAGUUCUUGCAAGCUUCCUGUCUACUGCAGAGGAAACCAGACAUUAAAGCACACAGAGGAAAUGUGUGGUUUUAGCUGCUCUGAGACAUUCAACAUUCAAAGUGCUUGGUGUCACAUCAUCAACACGUACGAUGGGACAAACAUCUCUGCAAUGGCUGAUCUUUCUGACUUCACUGCUGAGCAGCACAACAAACCAAGCCUCUCUGACUGUGAGUCCCAGCAGCUCUCAGAUAUUUGAAGGACAGUCUGUCUCUCUGAGCUGUGAGGAGGACGACAGCUCUGUUGGAUGGACUCUGAGGAGGAACACAGACAGAGAAACCAGCUCUCAGUGUGGACCGGAUUGGGGAAUAUCUCCUGGUUCUUCCUGUAAAAUCAGCUACAUGGACCCAGUGGACAGUGGAGUUUACUGGUGUGAGUCCAGAGAGGGAGCAACCAGUAACAGCAUCAACAUCACUGUCACUGGUGGACCAGUGAUCCUGCAGAGUCCUGUCCUCCCUGUGAUGGAGGGAGAAGACCUCACUCUGUACUGUAAAACAAAGAUGUCCUCCAACCUCCCAGCUGAUUUCUAUAAAGAUGGCUCCUUCAUCAGGACUGAGCCUGCAGGUCACAUGACCAUCCACCAUGUUUCCAGGUCUGAUGAAGGCCUCUACAAGUGUCUCAUCAGCAGUGUUGGAGAGUCUCCACCCAGCUGGGUCUCUGUCAGAGGAAAAAACCAACCCAUCUCCAUGGUAAGAGCACCCACCCGAGCUGAGAAGAUCUUGCCUGUCUGUGGUGGCAUCAAGGCGGUCAGCACUGUGCAUCACAUCUGAGCGGAACUAGUGUCACAUCUGGAAGAUGAUUUAAACAUAUUCAAUACAAAAGUUUUUUUUCUUUGAGUUUAUAUUUCUCCUUUACUGACAGCCACUGCCACAUAUGUAAUGU
Sander lucioperca (pikeperch) is the source of this 948-nucleotide messenger RNA. Its product is annotated as Fc receptor-like protein 5. The record is from RefSeq and is a predicted model, not a curated record. Gene Ontology annotation, biological process: cell surface receptor signaling pathway. The coding region runs from base 159 to 836 and encodes 225 amino acids. Gene Ontology annotation, molecular function: transmembrane signaling receptor activity. The transcript has 5 exons. NCBI's taxonomy places the organism in Eukaryota, Metazoa, Chordata, Actinopteri, Perciformes, Percidae.